Molecule: messenger RNA, 1219 nt
Organism: Magallana angulata
Lineage: Eukaryota; Metazoa; Mollusca; Bivalvia; Ostreida; Ostreidae
Product: putative nuclease HARBI1
Exons: 4
Coding region: 191-1219 (342 amino acids)
Source: RefSeq, a predicted model, not a curated record
GGUUGCUCAAAACAUUGGUUAACUUUAACCACUGGUUAAAUCCCUUAUCCAGUGGUUAAAUUUUGACCAGUGGUUAAACUACGUUGCUCAAAACUUAACCACUGGCUAAAUUGCUUAACCAGUGGUUAACUUUUGGCUAAAGUUAACCAUUCUACAAAGCUGGGUUAAGUCUUUUAACCAGUGGUUAAACAUGGCUGCUAGGUUGUUGUUUGACCUAAACUUUGGCAGACGACACAAGAAACAGCGAGUUUACAGACAUUUCAGUCAUAAUUUUGACGAGGCGGAAUACAAAGAAAGGUACCGGUUUUCUAUGGAAUCGGUAAGAUUCAUAACAGAUCUUAUAGAACCAGAGUUAUGCCGCCCCACCAUGAGGAGUCAUUCCCUGUCCGCUAUAAACCAAGUAGAAAUCGCUUUAAGGUACUUUGCCACAGGUGAUAAUAUGAAAACUGUGGGUGAUACCCUUGGUUUUCACAAGUCAAGUGUAUCAAGAAGUGUGCGCGAUGUUUCGCAGGCCUUAACUGAUGUUUCUCCCAAGUUCAUCAAGUGGCCCUCUACCACCAGGGAAAAGAUGGCAAUCAAGAAGAGGUUCUAUGGUAUUUCUGGAUUUCCGGCUGUAAUCGGCGCGGUUGAUGGCACUCAUGUCAGAAUUAUUGCCCCUUCUGAGCAUGAAUCAGUUUAUGUAAACCGCAAAGGAUUCCAUUCAAUCAACACCCAGGCCAUCUGUGAUCAUGAAGGCCGUUUCACCAACAUAGUUGCCAAGUGGCCAGGGUCAAACCAUGAUUCUUUCAUUUUCCGAGGAUCCAAUGUUGGAAUCGACCUUGAGGUACAUCACCGAGGGAUUGAUGUUGAUGGGGUUUUACUGGGCGACAGUGGCUACGCCUGUGGACGAUACCUCGUCACCCCCUUCUUACGACCAGUAAAUCAAGCUCAACAAAACUACAAUGCAGCCCAUACAAGAACAAGGGCAGUAAUUGAACGCUGUUUUGGAUGGUGGAAAAGACGCUUCAUGGUUUUACAUGGAGAAAUCAAGUGUAAACCUGAGAGAGUAUCCAAAAUCAUAGUGGCUUGUGCUGUAUUGCAUAAUAUAGCUUUGGACAGAAAAGAAACAAUGGCUGAAGAUGAUAAUGGCAUUGCUUGUGAUGAAGAAGACUUGGGAGGAGUCGCUGUUCAGCCUAGAAAUGAUAACAUUCGCCAGUUCAUCGUUGAUAACUACUUUUAA